GUCAAAAUCUCAAUCUUGCUCGCGCUUUCUAACUUACUCUACCUUUCACAAUUCAAAAGGGUUGCGAGUGGUUGAGGACCGAGACACUUCAGGCCCGAUGUUAGGGCAUAAAAAGAUCUCCUUUUGAUUGCUGAGAAUACAGCCAGUUAAGAACCAUUCCAAGCAUAUCAUGGGCUCAAGAAUGAACUCAGGAGGCAGUAGGACUCGGAGCGUAAAGCAUAUGUUCAUUGUUAUAGGUCUUUGCGGCUUCUUUUAUCUACUGGGGACAUGGCAGAAAAGUGGUUCUGGUAAGGGAGAUACCAUAGCAUUGGAGAUUAUUAAGCAGACAGAUUGUGGCAUCUUGGAUGGUUUGAGUUUUGAGACCCACCAAAAUGACGGUGGAACUUUAGACUAUUCUGAGGUUUUCAAGCCCUGUCUCAUCCAGUACACUGAUCAUACUCCAUGUCAGGACCAAAAGCGUGCAAUGACCUUUCCACGGGAGAAUAUGAUCUAUAGAGAAAGACAUUGUCCAUCGGAAGCUGAAAAACUGCAUUGUCUUAUCCCAGCACCCGAAGGAUACAUGACUCCAUUUCCCUGGCCAAAGAGCCGUGAUUAUGUGAACUAUGCAAAUGUUCCUUACAAAAGUCUAAAAAUUGAGAAGGCUGUCCAAAACUGGGUACAGCUUAGGGGUAAUGUGUUCAAGUUUCCCGGUGGAGGAACAAUGUUUCCUGAAGGAUCAGAUGCUUACAUUGAUGAGCUUGCAUCGGUGAUCCCAAUUGCGGAUGGCACAGUUAGAACUGCGCUGGAUACGGGUUGUGGAGUUGCAAGCUGGGCUGCAUACCUGUGGACGAGAAAUGUAAUAACUAUGUCGUUUGCACCACGGGACAAUCAUGAAGCGCAAGUACAGUUUGCAUCGGAGCGAGGUUUACCUGCUGUUAUUGGUGUACUUGGAACCAUACAGCUUCCAUACCCAUCAAGAUCCUUUGAUAUGGCUCAUUGUGCUCGGUGCUUGAUACCAUGGGCAUCAAAUGACGGAAUGUACCUGAUGGAAGUUGAUCGAGUUCUCAGACCUGGUGGAUACUGGAUCCUUUCUGGCCCUCCCAUUAACUGGAAGACCUACUAUACAACAUGGAACCGGUCUAAGGAGGACCUCCAGGAGGAGCAAAAAAGGAUCGAACAGUUGGCUGAAUUUCUUUGCUGGGAGAAGAAAUAUGAGAAGGGAGAUAUUGCCAUCUGGAGAAAGAAACUGAAUGCUGAUUCUUCUUGUGAUAUACAAUCCACAAGUUUCUGCGAAUCAAAAAAUGCUGAUGAUGUCUGGUACAAGAAACUGAAUGCAUGCAUAACCCCUUGGCCUGAGGUCAACAGUCCAAAGGAAGUAGCUGGAGGGGAGUUAAAGAGAUUCCCAGAUAGACUUUUUGCAGUCCCUCCUAGAAUAGCUAAGGGAUUUGUUCCAGGGGUCAAUGCAGAAUCUUAUCAGGAAGACAAUAGGUUGUGGAAGAAGCAUGUAAAUUCUUAUAAAAGGAUCAAUCGUUUAAUUGGAACUGGGAGAUAUAGGAACAUGAUGGAUAUGAACGCUGGGCUUGGAGGUUUUGCUGCAGCACUUGAAUCACCAAAAUCAUGGGUAAUGAAUGUUGUGCCCACUAUCGCUGAUGAAAACACGUUGGGAGUCAUAUAUGAGAGGGGAUUGAUUGGAAUAUAUCAUGACUGGUGUGAAGCCUUCUCCACUUACCCUAGGACAUAUGACCUCAUUCAUGCUUAUGGUAUAUUCAGCUUGUACCAGGACAAGUGCAAGAUGGAAGACAUGCUUCUCGAGAUGGACCGGAUUUUGCGCCCAGAGGGGGCAGUUAUAUUCCGGGACGAUGUUGAUGUCUUGAAUAAGGUUAUGAAGGUAGCAAGUGGAAUGAGAUGGGACACCAAGAUGUUCGAUCACGAAGACGGACCCCUUUUGCCAGAGAAGAUACUGGUUGCAGUCAAACAGUACUGGGUUGGCAGUGACAGUGCUAGUAUAUAAUUAUCAGGAAUGAGCCAUGCAAUGGGGAAACCAGGGAAGCAUGCUUGUUACACUAGAGUUUAU
Molecule: messenger RNA, 2053 nt
Organism: Telopea speciosissima
Lineage: Eukaryota; Viridiplantae; Streptophyta; Magnoliopsida; Proteales; Proteaceae
Product: probable methyltransferase PMT14
Exons: 7
Coding region: 170-1990 (606 amino acids)
Cellular component (GO): endosome; trans-Golgi network; cytoplasm
Molecular function (GO): methyltransferase activity
Source: RefSeq, a predicted model, not a curated record